CCAAUACUUGAAGGGCGCAAAUGCAUAUUUCCACAGCGUUCAGCUGCUUGGCCACCGCCGGUGCGCCGCCGUCUCUCUCUCUCUCUCCUCCACCGCUUCCAUGGCGACGAGAUGGAGGCCACGAACCCGAGCCGUCCCCUUCCUCCCGCUGCUCCUGCUCCUCCUCCUCCUCGCGCCGCUCAUCUACACCGUCUCCAGGAUGCAGCUGAGCUGGGCGCCCGAGAGGGGCCUGUGCCUCCCGCCGCCCGCCGCGACGGAGGGCCGCCUCUGCCUGCCGCCGCCCACCGGGCCGAGGCGACCGGAUCGCCUCGUGCUCGGCGCCGCCGCCGGCCAGGGCCGCCCCGACCGCCUCCAGUGCCAAGGACUCAAAGCUGUCAAUAAGAUUGGAUUAUCAAGUGAAAGAAAUUAUUCUGGGGGCCAUGUUACUUUUGUUACAGUAUUCACGACAUACAACCCUGACUCAGCUGAAACAGGAAAAGUGUCACCUGAUGUUGUCACUGUUGGAAAGCACUCUUAUAGCAAGGCGGGAAGGUCCAUGGCUGUCCUUAACACUUUCAUUAGUUUCAUACAGGUGUCAAUGCCAACAAGCAAUGUGAUCAUAUUGACCGAUCCAAAUUCAAAGUUUUCGAUUAAUCAUCGGAGUGCUGCGAUAUUGCCUAUUGAAGGAAAUUAUUCUCGAGGAAAUUUGAUGCUUCAGAGGAUCAGGUCCUACAUAGCCUUUUUAGAGCAAAGACUUGAGGAGCUUGAGGCAGUGGACGAUGUAAAUCAUUUUAUUUUCACAGAUUCUGAUAUAGCAGUGGUUACUGACCUUGGACAUAUAUUCAAGAGAUGUCCUCAUUGUCACCUUGCUCUUACUUUUCGAAAUAACAAAGGCCAGCCUUUGAAUUCUGGAUUUAUAGCAGUAAGAGGAACCCGGGAUGGCAUUUUUAAGGCUAUUGAAUUCUUCAAAGAGGUCCUUGAGACAUACCGCUUGAAGUAUAUGAAGGCUUCCCGCAUGCUUGGUGAUCAAUUAGCACUGGCAUGGGUUGUCAAGUCCCAUCUACCAUCUGCUUUUGGAAAGUUUUCUAAGCAUGAGGCAUUUACGGGUGAAGUAAAUGGAGCAUCUAUUCACUUUUUGCCUUGUGCGGUUUAUAAUUGGACACCACCUGAAGGUGCUGGACAGUUCCACGGCAUGCCCUUGGAUCUAAAGGUUGUCCAUUUCAAAGGUUCAAGGAAGCGUUUAAUGCUUGAAGCAUGGAAUUUCUACAACUCAACCUCAGAGUUAUCUGAUAUGUUGUGCCUAAUCUUAAAAAGCGGUAGAACAAAAUACGACUUCUAAACCUAUACUGCUGUGAAGCUACACUAGUUGAUUUUGCUCAAAGGGCUUUUGGAUUGCUGCACAACUUUGGGGUUCUGCUUGCUGAGUGCCACACAAAAUUAGUUUCACAUGAGGUUUCAACUCUUCAUUUCACAAGAAUUCGGGACGGUGUACAAAAUAGAGCACGAUUCAAGAGGCGAAGAAGACCUGCUCAGCAAUGCACAGACAGUAUCAUACAUGCAACAGCAUCAUACACUGCAUAAUUGUGUUGAAACCCACCAACAAUUGUUUGGUCUUUUGAGUGUCAGAUUGGCCACCUCGUUGUAAAAAAAAUAUUGGUAAAGACUGGAAUUUUAUCCUUAGCACUAAUGUAGUGAUGUGUGAACGUGUGCUGAGGCGUGUUUUAAAAAUACACAAAAAAAAAAGACUUUGGCCAUAUGUAGAUCAUAUGAAGCUUAUGGUAUUAACUUUUUCAUGUAAGUUUAUCUCGGCAGCACAUAACACACCACAUGGUCAAUAAUUUCAGUUGAUGAGCAAUAGGUAUA
Messenger RNA from Oryza brachyantha (malo sina), 1842 nucleotides. RefSeq lists its product as uncharacterized. The transcript has 8 exons. Bases 101 to 1318 code for a protein of 405 amino acids. The record is from RefSeq and is a predicted model, not a curated record. Lineage: Eukaryota; Viridiplantae; Streptophyta; Magnoliopsida; Poales; Poaceae.